UCCGUGGCGGUAAAAGCAAAUGCUAAAACCGUGAAACGAUACUUCUCUCAGUUUCGCGUUCGCUAGCAGACAGUCAGCAUUGUGGCUGGGAUACGGUGUUGAAAUUAUUCCUUUGAGUUUUUUUUAUUGUUAUUUCGUAGUACGCCUCGAAGUUCAACCAAUGGCGGGCCCUUGGGUCGAGUUUCGUGCUUAGGAGGACCAUAGUACAUACAAUCUCCAAUGCGAAUGGAUUGGCCUCCGUCGGAAUCAAUCGUAUCGAUUUCAAAGUAUGUGGGAAUAGUGCUCUGUGUGUACGCAUAACUAUUCCUGUUUCAAAAAACGAGUGAUGAUCAUUUUGAAAAGUGGUGCAGAGAAAUUGUACGGCGAACAGAAGAAAGAUAUCAUCAAGCCUUACAACAUCAAAUAGGAAACCGCGUUGGCAAAGGAAGAGAGGGAAUGAAAAACGGGGAAUGUGGGAAGCCGAAAGUUAUUGAAGAAUGAUUGUUUCAUGUCAUUCACACGGUGCAUUCAAGAAACUCAGACUCAGCUAAUUGGCGGACUGGAAUCCAGUCGGUGGAUAGCUGAGGAGAAAACAAAGCUUAAUAAUAAAGAGUUUACACUGACUGGGUUUCAAUUAAUAAAAAAGAAACAAAAAAGGGUUUUUGUGUGUAUCCUGUGAUAGAUCAAAUGGCAACUCGGAAUAGUUGGAAACCCGUUAUUCAAUAGCAAUCCUAUCAUGAUUUCAUCAAUUGGUGUUGCGAAGAUCAUUACGUUCUGUUUCAUAAUCGUAUUUUUAAAAGUGAAAUUGUGUGUCAGUUUCGUUCCCGUACGUAGAAGCGUCGUCCUCGUUGGUGAUGAGUCACCCCAGCCUGAGCCGGUCGGAAGGCGGCUGAAUGUUUCAUCGAUGCUGAUUACUGGCAGCUUCGUGGAUUACAGUGCAAAUAAUAAUCAUCUUCACCAACACGCGUUCGGGAUGUCUACAGCAUCCCACCACGUGCGCCAUCAGCAUCACCAUGUGAAAAGUCAACAAUCCGCCAACAAGGAGGAGGAGAAGGUGCGAGCCGUUCGCGCUUUCAGCAGAAACAACCAUUCCCGGGUAGCUAAGCAUCAUCAUCGAUUUAAUGCACAUCAUCAGUCAAUUCACAACCAUUGCCGUCUAGCUCCGGACGCCGGCAGUAAAACCUACACAAGGCAUCCUAAUAACGGCAAUAGACCGCGGUUGCUGCAUAACUUCGUAACCGGCGGCAAUCGAUCUUCGCUGCCGGGAACGCCGCCAGAUGAGCACAAGACAGUACGGCCUGAACACGGUAAUUUAAGUAAAGUAGGUAAGAAGUCAACCGUAAACAACCGGGUAGCUUCCCAGCGAAGAUCUCAUUCGGUCACAACUGUAUCGCCUACACCGGUGCUGCAACAAGCGGACAAACUAAGGAACAUCAGCCAGAACAGAGCUAGCAACAAUAGAACCAGAGGAACCAGUUUCUACAGCAAAAGAUAUUUUCAAGAUCUACUCAAUAGUUAUAAGCGAAAUUCCCCCUACAAUAAGGAGGAGGAUAGAAUUGAUUCGAAUUUAAUGACAAAAUCGUUAGCACGACCGAAGGGCAAAUGUGUGGGGGCAGAUUGUAGGAAAGUCGUUUCGCUGCAGCAGGAAAACGAUGAGUAUGAUUACGAUUACGAAGACGACGAGGACGAUGAUGAAGAUGAUGGUGAUAAUGAGGAGGAGGAAGAGUACGAUGAUGAUAAUAGCGUCGUAGGUGCUGAUGAUGAUGCUGCUGCUGAUAAUAAACGUCAUAACGGCGAUUAUUUUAACCGCAAGCACAUCGAGACCCAAGGCGACGCUGGGUAUGGCAGCAUGGUCAUAGUUAACGGAAGUUCAAUCCAAGACAGCCAUAAACAAACUGUCAAAAGAAAGCAGAGCAGCGAAGGGUCAAAACAUGAUGAUAAUGGCCUGGAUGCAGUUGGUCGUAAGGAUACUUUCUCUGCACAUGCAUCCACCCUAUCAGGGUCGAGCUCCCCACAGUCUUCAAUGGAAUUAAGAAAACUUUCAAAACCAUCUCAUCGAACGGAUAUAUCACGACUAGCUUCCCACCACGCUAGUAAGAUCCGACAGGAAGGAUCCUGCUCGGUUCCGAAACCAAAGAUAAUCCUAGCCUCGAGUGAUCCCACCAAGCAGUACACCCCACAUUGCACAAUACUGCACCGGUGCGGGGAUGACGUGGGUUGUUGCCCUCCAACCCAGACUUGCGCUUCCUCGAAGAAUGCCACAAUUGAACUUUACUUCUUUGUUCAAACCGUGGGAGCAAGGUCAUCAAUCGAAAGACUGAGUUUCAUAAACCACACCGAGUGCGCAUGCAUUAAUCGGUUGGAAUCGAUUGCAGCAGCUCCAGUGGUGUCAUCAACGGUGCAGCCGACUGUGUUGACGGCACCGAACUGCACUUGUCCCGUAUUGUUCCAGCGGGUGAUCGACGAUGAUAACCGCUGUCAUUGCGAUUGUUCAUCGAGCGAUACGCAGUGCGAUCAGUUCAAACGUGGUUUGGAACAUUUUUCCAUGGAAAGUAGAAGGUGCAUCCUGAAUGGUCGCUGCCAUGAGCCUUUGUGCGAAUAUGGACACUACAGCAAGGCAAAGGGGAAGUGCCCCACCAGAGAGGACAAGCUGAGCUAUUCCUACAGGGGUUGAGGAUUUGUAAAUAUUUUGUACGCGCACGCAAGGUCCUCUCGAGAUUCUCGUCUGCCAUAUCGCAUUGUGUAAUAAACACUGAUUUCAUCGGAAAUUGUGUUGAUCACCAGUAACAAAAGAAAAAAGAAUCGACUGUAUACGAAUAGUAGCUUUGUUUUUAGUUUCGCUGAUGAUGCAUCUAUUUAUUUCGAAACCAAGUAAACUUGAUUGAUCUGAAGUUUAAUUAGAUGUGCUAAGUAAAUUAAUUUAAGAAUACUGUAAGUCAAAUGAUAAUAUAUUAUACAUUUUUUGACAUAA
Messenger RNA from Wyeomyia smithii (pitcher-plant mosquito), 2950 nucleotides. RefSeq lists its product as uncharacterized. Gene Ontology annotation, cellular component: membrane. Gene Ontology annotation, molecular function: growth factor activity. Lineage: Eukaryota; Metazoa; Arthropoda; Insecta; Diptera; Culicidae. Gene Ontology annotation, biological process: hemocyte migration. Bases 716 to 2653 code for a protein of 645 amino acids. The record is from RefSeq and is a predicted model, not a curated record. The transcript has 6 exons.